Molecule: messenger RNA, 1068 nt
Organism: Alternaria postmessia
Lineage: Eukaryota; Fungi; Ascomycota; Dothideomycetes; Pleosporales; Pleosporaceae
Gene: RFC4
Product: replication factor C subunit 4
Exons: 3
Coding region: 1-1068 (355 amino acids)
Biological process (GO): DNA-templated DNA replication; DNA repair
Cellular component (GO): DNA replication factor C complex; nucleus; Rad17 RFC-like complex
Molecular function (GO): ATP hydrolysis activity; DNA clamp loader activity; DNA binding
Source: RefSeq, a predicted model, not a curated record
AUGUCCAAAGCCGAAUCUUCCAAAGCAGCUGCCAGCAAUGGUGUCAAACCAAAUCCCAACGCUGCUGGUGGUGCUAACUAUGAACUGCCAUGGGUAGAGAAAUACCGUCCCGUCUACCUCGAUGAUGUCGUCGGCAACACUGAAACCAUUGAACGCCUCAAGAUCAUUGCCAAAGACGGUAACAUGCCACAUAUGAUCAUCUCUGGCAUGCCUGGUAUCGGCAAAACCACGUCCAUCCUCUGUCUCGCACGCCAGCUCCUCGGUGACGCCUACAAAGAGGCUGUUCUCGAACUCAACGCCUCUGACGAGCGUGGUAUCGACGUCGUACGCAACAGAAUAAAGGGCUUCGCGCAGAAGAAAGUCACACUUGCACCAGGCAGGCAAAAGCUCGUCAUUCUGGACGAGGCGGAUAGCAUGACCAGCGGUGCGCAGCAAGCCCUGAGGAGGACAAUGGAGAUCUACAGUGCAACAACACGGUUUGCAUUCGCUUGCAACCAGUCGAACAAGAUCAUUGAGCCGCUGCAGUCGAGAUGUGCCAUACUCAGAUACGCUCGCCUUACCGAUGCGCAAGUCGUGCGCCGCGUUAUGCAGAUCUGCGAGGCCGAGGACGUAAAGUAUUCAGACGAUGGGAUUGCGGCACUCGUCUUCUCCGCUGAGGGAGAUAUGCGACAAGCUAUCAACAACCUACAGUCGACAUUCGCUGGUUUCGGCUUUGUAAACGGCGACAAUGUCUUCAGAGUGGUCGACAGCCCGCAUCCCAUCAAAGUGCAAGCCAUGAUCAAGGCGUGCCACGAGCAGCGCAUCGAUGAUGCCUUGGCGUCGUUGAAAGAGCUCUGGGAUUUAGGAUAUUCAUGCCACGAUAUUAUCAGCACAAUGUUCAAAGUUACUAAGACCAUUGAUACGCUGAGUGAGCACGCGAAGUUGGAGUUCAUCAAGGAAAUUGGCUUCACCCACAUGCGCAUCCUCGAAGGCGUGCAAACACUUCUACAGCUAUCCGGCUGCGUUGCGCGCUUGUGCAAGAUCAACAUGCAGCCGCAAUUGUUCGCCCUCCCCACGACGUCGAAGUAA